UAAGAUAUUUUCUAGUUCAUUCUUCACAAGAAAUUUCAUGGGUUUACACACUGAAUCUCCUGACCGUGUAACACAAGAAGAAGAAGAAGCUAAUAUAGGAGUUGAGAAUCAACCAAGAGCAAUUCUUGAUAGGUCACAACUUCUCAAGACGCGACACUGGUGGAUAUGUAUCUUUGUCUGUUCCGGUUUGGUCGUAGCAGGACGUGUUUUAUCAACACUUCUUCUUAACUUCUACUUCAUCCAAACAGGGAGAGAUGUUUGUGAUGACCCUAAACAGUUUAAAGGCACAUGGCUUCAGUCUUUUGUCCAAAACGCUGCGUUUCCAUUCACAGCUUUGCUUCUUCUCUUAUGGCGUUCUUUGUUCUCUACUCAUAGAGAAGAAACUCAAUCUUCUUCUUCUUCUUCUUCUUAUUCAUCUUUUGGCAAACUCUUUCUUCUUUACAUCUCUCUUGGUGUCCUCUUUGCUGCUUAUAGCCAACUCUAUGCAAUUGGGAGAACACAUUGUGUGUUCUUCUUUUGGAUCUUUACAACACAAUUAAUCUCCACUUCUAUAUUUACAGCAAUCAUCAACAAACAUAAAUUCAACCUUUGGAUCAUAUUAUCUAUUGUUCUUUGUGGGUUUGCCACGGGAAUUACAUCUUCUGAUGAUGCUUAUUAUCCUUGCGAAGGUGAAGGCUCAAGAAUGAGUGAAGGUGCUUGGUGUGCCUUCUUUGGCACGGUUGCUUUCUCUUUAUCUCUUUGUAUCAUGCAAUUAGGGUUUCAAAAGGUCAUACCUAACACAAACAGCAGAGUAUCCGCGGUGAUGCUGAUGCAAACCAACGCUUCUAUGGUUGCAACAUUGAUAUGUUUGGUUGGAUUAUUCAUAAGUGGUGAAUUCAAAGAUAUCAAGGAAGAUUUCGAGACGUUUAAAAAUGGGAAACCGCUUUACGUUUUGAGUCUUAUCGGAUUAUCACUUGUGUGGCAAGUAAUGUCUUUAGGGCUUGUGGGUCUUGUUUGUUUAGCGUCUUCACUCUUCUCUAAUGUCGUCAGCUUCUCUGCUUCCCCUUUAGCUAACAUAUUCGUUGUGUUGGCGUUUUCGUUUAUGGAUGAUGAUGUUGACUGGUUUAAGGGAGGAGCUUUGUUAGCAGGGAUCCUUGGGUUUGCAUCUUAUAUAUACUCCUUGUACAAGGCUACUAAGAAAACAGAAUUAGCAAACCAAAGUGAAACAGAGAGAGAGUGUGAUUGAUGAUAUGUGUAUAUUGUGAUGCUAUUGUAUUUGAUGUGAUUAAGUAACAGUGUUUAAAUAUUUCAUUCAGUUUUCAAAUUUUGGUUUGAACUAUAUAGAAUUUGUGUAAUGAAUUUGGUUGAAAUUUGCAUUCUUUUUAUACAAAAUUCUACCAAUAA
Molecule: messenger RNA, 1383 nt
Organism: Capsella rubella
Lineage: Eukaryota; Viridiplantae; Streptophyta; Magnoliopsida; Brassicales; Brassicaceae
Product: putative purine permease 20
Exons: 2
Coding region: 38-1225 (395 amino acids)
Cellular component (GO): membrane
Molecular function (GO): purine nucleoside transmembrane transporter activity
Source: RefSeq, a predicted model, not a curated record